Messenger RNA from Scleropages formosus (Asian bonytongue), 4804 nucleotides. RefSeq names its product DnaJ (Hsp40) homolog, subfamily C, member 11a (gene dnajc11a). Lineage: Eukaryota; Metazoa; Chordata; Actinopteri; Osteoglossiformes; Osteoglossidae. Bases 158 to 1837 code for a protein of 559 amino acids. Gene Ontology annotation, biological process: cristae formation. The transcript has 16 exons. The record is from RefSeq and is a predicted model, not a curated record.
UUGGCGUUUACUAGAACAGUCUUCCGAGGUACAAGAGGAAAGUACAGGUGGUAAAACGUUGAAAGUCCUCCGGGCCUCAGGGGGGCGCUGCCGCUCAUGGACGCGGUCGCGCUGCAGAAAGGAGCGAAAGGAGCGAAGGGGAUUAAAGGUUGCGAACAUGGCGGCCGCCUUGGACGAGGAUGACAUAGAUAACGACGACUAUUACUCCUUACUCAAUGUCCGGCGGGAGGCCACCCAGGAUGAGCUGAAGGCCUCGUACCGGCGGCUGUGCAUGCUCUACCACCCUGACAAGCAUCGGGAUCCCGAGCUGAAAGGACAGGCAGAGCGGCUGUUUAACCUUGUCCACCAGGCCUAUGAAGUUCUCAGUGAUCCUCAGGCCAGAGCUAUCUAUGACAUCUAUGGGAAGAGAGGACUGGAAGUCGAAGGAUGGGAGGUGGUGGAGAGGAAGAGGACCCCGGCGGAGAUCCGCGAGGAGUUUGAGCGUCUCCAGAGAGAGAGAGAUGAGAGGAGGCUGCAGCAGAGGACCAACCCCAAGGGGACAAUCAGUGUAGGAGUGGAUGCAACAGAUCUCUUUGACCACUAUGAAGAUGACUACGAGGACAUGCCAGGCGGGGGCUUUCCCCACAUUGAGAUCAACAAGAUGCACAUAUCACAGUCCAUAGAGGCCCCCCUGACCACGACCGACACAGCCAUCCUCUCCGGCUCUCUGUCAACACAGAAUGGCAACGGGGGAGGAAACAUCAGCCUAGCACUACGACGAGUCACUUCUGCCAAGGGUUGGGGGGAGUUGGAGUUCGGUGCUGGAGACACACAUGGACCUCUUUUCGGGAUGAAGAUAUUCCACAAUCUGACGCCACGCUGCUUUGUAACGGCUCAGUGCGGAAUGCAGUUCUCGUCCCGUGGCGUUCGGCCCGGCCUCAGCACGGUUCUUGCUCGCCACUUGGACAAGAACACCAUGGGCUACCUGCAGUGGAGGUGGGGUGCCCAAUCUUCCAUGAACACCAGCAUAGUGAGAGACACCAAGACCAGCCACUUCACCUUGGCGCUUCAGCUGGGAAUCCCUCAUUCCUUCAUGAUGAUGAGCUAUCAGUACAAAUUCCAAGAUGAAGACCAGACCAAGAUCAAGGGCUCUGUGAAGUCAGGAUUUUUUGGUACAGUGGUGGAAUAUGGUGCAGAACGGAAGAUCAGUCGGCACAGUGUGCUAGGGGCCACUGUCAGCAUCGGGGUACCCCAAGGUGUCUCCCUCAAAAUCAAGCUAAACAGGGCUAGCCAAACAUACUUCUUCCCUAUUCACCUGACGGACCAGAUACUCCCCAGUGCAGUGUUCUACGCCACAGUUGGACCGCUGGUCUUCUACCUGGCUGUUGAUCGGCUAAUCAUUAGGCCCUAUGUGCGCGCCCAGAAGGAACAAGACUUGGAGAAGCAGAGGGAAAGCUUGGCAUCUGGCAUUGCCCGGAAAAAGCAGGAAGCAGAGGCCGCAGUUUUACUAAUGCAGGAGUCUGUGCGGAGAAUCGUUGAGGCUGAGGAAUCCAGAAUGGGCCUUAUAAUUCUUAAUGCCUGGUAUGGGAAGUUUGUGACCGACAACAGCAGGAAGCAUGAAAGGGCAAAGGUCAUCGAUGUGACCGUACCUCUGCAGUGUCUGGUGAAAGACUCCAAACUUAUUUUAACAGAGGCCACAAAGUCAGGCCUACCAGGCUUCUAUGACCCAUGCGUGGGUGAGGAGAAGAGCCUGAAGGUGCUGUAUCAGUUCCGUGGCGUGAUGCAUCAGGUUCUUUCUGGUGACACAGAAGCACUCAGAAUACCGAAGCAAUCUCACAGGAUCGACACAGAUACCUAAGCUGUCUACUUGGCUGGAGGAAAAGACUUUGGACCGAUUGAUCGACAGAGACAGAUAGGGAUAAGAAUGGACAGAUAUUUGUUUCAGACCUUGAAUCUCCUUUUGCCUUGAGAGCCACCUGUGUGUGCCCCCAUCUGUUUCAUGGUUUUUCCAUAUAUAAUAGAGGUGAUACAGAGAUGGUCAAUUUCAUAAAAUAACUCAUUGCAAGCCAAAGCGUAUAUGUGUGUGUGUAUGGCUGAUCACAAAUGUGGAUAUUGUUCCACAUAUUUUUUUUUCCUGCCUCCUUUGGUUGUUUUUAACUUGAAUCCUAUGAAAUAAUUUAACCCCACAAAGUACUCUGCCCACUUUGACACCCACAGCAUAACAAGCAUGAACUCUUUACCAUGUUUCCUAUCUCCACAGGAGCUAGAGUACUUUGGUUGUUCUACCAGGCCUCAGUAUUAGGGCUCACUUUAAUCUCCAUCCCAAUGAAAUGGACAUACAACCCAAAUAUAUAUGCAAAAUUCAUUAAACAAUUAAGUACAAUGGAAGAGAUGAAGCACUGCUGUGUCCAGCUGUUGCUAUGGUGACCUCAAGAAUUAGUACACCUGGUAGCAACUUGAAUGGAUCUUCAUAACUAUGCAUGUCGAAUGUGUACAGCCAUCAGUCUUGAGGGCUGGUUAAGGUCACUACAUUGUUCUUUCUUAGCAGGGGAAACUGUUUGAAGCGUUACCCUGGUUUUGUUCUCUGUUGCUUGUAUAACAUUUUGGCUGAAAUAGUGCAGAGGUGUGUAAGAGACCAUCACUACUGAAAGCUUUUUCUCCUCUACACAUCUCUUGAAAAUUUGUUGGAAGUAAGUGAAAAUAUUUGUUACACAAGGAAUGCUGAAACCAAUUCCAAAAACCAGGUUGUUACAAAACUCACUGUUUGUCACGUGGCAAAAUAUGGAUUACUGUGGUAUUAAUAACGAUGAUAAUGGUCAGGGAGGGUUAUUUCACCAAAUAUGAUGUUCUGUUUAACUGGCUUUCCUCAACAUGCUGACAAAACUUUUAAUGGGAACAUUUUUUGAUUGCUGCACGGCAGUACUCAGUUUUGUCUACAUGUUUACUAAAGUCUGCAAGAAAGGCAGGCUGUCCUGCUUAGUGAAAUAUGAUCCAGAGCAACUGGGUUUAUUCUUGUAACGGUCUUGUUUUUACAUGGUGGUGGGUAGCAAGAAGCGAUUAUCUCUCAGUAUCAUUUUGCAGUUCAGUCAGAUUGUAAAACACACCAGCCUGUUCUAGCUGAUAAAGUGCAAACAAACCACAUUUAAGUCUUCACUAGGACUGCGCCUUGUUUUUUCCAUCCAAACCUCUCAUCUGAUAAACUGGUCAAAUGACAUGGUUCUCUUGUUGUUUUUAAUGCAUCACUAACAGUAGUUAUACCAACAGCCAGAAAAUUAAAUAAAACGGGAUGGUUUUAUUGUACUUAAUGAUGCUUGUUUUUGCAUAUCAAACAUUUCCCAAUGAAAAAGUAGAUUUGAUACAAAAAAUGUAUUAAGGGAAGAAAGUAUUGUUUCCAUACCAUUCAGCCUAUUAUCGGUUCCAGCUUUGAUACCUGAACGACAGGGAGCUAGCUCUCUGAAUGACUCGUGCUGAUCCUUGAAAUUGAAAAGAGCCAGACAAAAAGGUCUCUAACAUAUCCGAAGGUUGUUGAUAAGAACCAGAAUAAGGCCAGAAGUCACCUUGUGGUAUUGAGGUUGCCUCCUUUUUGUUUCUGCUGAUCUUCACUUGGCGCCAUGACUCCAAAGAUAAGCACGCUCCAGAAGCUGAAAUGUCUGAAAGGCAUUUCUGUUCCAAUGAACUCUGAACAUUUUACUUGGAACGGUUAUUAAAUUUUUUUAUUAUCAACAUCAUCUACUUUGGGGUGAACCUGAAGGAGGUUAAAGUUGUGGCUUCUCAUGGUAACUGAUGGUGGAAUUUUGGCAACUUUAUGGGAAAAAUAAUUCUGCUGUUGCUUAUUUCCUUGAAUUUUUGUUAAACCAGAUCUCUUGCUGUAAACACCCUUUGGUUUAUUGUUGGAGACUCAUUAAAAAUGGAAAAGAUCAUUUGUAGCUAAAAGAAAAAGUGCUAUACAUGUGGUAAAUGUAAAAAUGUGUAAUUUAUAAAGCAGCAAGAGUGCCUGGUCUCAGGGACUGGUUUUAAAAAAGCUAUUUUACUUUGAUUUAAGAAGUAGAUAUAUUUUGGUGAUGAACCACCUCAGUGGACAGUUUUGUGACCUCACACUUCCUGGUUUGCAGAUAUGAAUUUUACCCCAUAUGUGUUUAUUUGCCAGGAUACUCCUCCAUAUCCUCUGGUUACAUGAUAAAAUAAAAGCUGUGCAGAAGGAAUGGUGACUCCAAAUGGCUUUUAGCCUACACACAUGUGUGUGUAUGUCUGAGAGAGAGAAAGCAUGUACCCAAGCAUGUACCAACAUCUCUCCCAGGGUGUAUUGUGCCUUACACCCUGUGUUUCCUCCCAUGCUCUUUGACACCAUGACAAUGCCUGGAUAUUAGUAUUACAUUUAUUAAGCUAUUGUUGAAAAGGGGUGACACAUACCGGCUUAGAGGCACUUUGCUCUAAAAUGUUCAGUGUUUUUCAAUAUUUACACUAGUAACAUCUUCCUUGAUUUUUUUUUUUUUUUCUUCUUUUUCUAUCUGGCCUUAUGUUUCCCCAACAAGUGGAACGGAAAUCAAAUCUUUGGUUGCAACACUGCUUCUUUAUUGAUAAAACUUAAUUUAACGCAGUGCCGACCAUGCUCUUCUACAGCUUGACCCAUACACUUAAAUUCAUACCUUUUUUCCCCCAUAUUUUUAUUUGUUGUUAUUAGUAUUUAAAUAUUCUUUAUCUUAUAAUCAGUGCAGCAUUAAUGUCCCCUCACCCAUAUUAAACAAAGUGUAUAUGUAUGAUAUGGCAGGUUCAAAUAAAGGGAAAAACAAGUCAUUUUUGUCAUUUCUGGUGUUUUAGUCUGGUA